AUGGAACAAAGAAUUCCUUUACAUCUAAUAUCAGAAAAUUCAAAUAAUCAUCGAAAUCGUUCUUCUAAUGGUGAAAAACGAAAUAAAUGUGUUCGUUAUAUUGUUGGCUGUGUUACGAUAACAUCAAUAUUUGGUUUAAUAAUUCUUCUAUUAAUGUUAAGUAUAACAAUAAUUAUGAUUGUUAUUAAUAUUUGUUAUCAUGAUAAAUAUUAUUGUUCAAUUGAACAUCGUCUAAGUCUUUGUUUUAAUUGUUGA
Molecule: messenger RNA, 255 nt
Organism: Rotaria sp. Silwood2
Lineage: Eukaryota; Metazoa; Rotifera; Eurotatoria; Philodinida; Philodinidae
Source: the annotation of a GenBank genome assembly